UGAUGUUUGCUUCGAUACGUGUAUUAACAAUUGUUCGAAAUAGUCGCAUUGACAUAUUGUGUAGUGUGUAUGUGAAUACGUGUGCGUGUUUAUAUGAAGUAAAUUUUGGUCGAUAAAAUAUGUUAGAAAUUUGUUGAAUAUGAGUGAAGGAGCGAAUUCAGUUUCGCAAAUCUGCGAGAAUUCGCUUACGACCUUGAAAGAUGAGGUCGAUCCUGAAGAACUUCCUCCAAGAACAAUAUCGCAUACUACUAGAAGAUCACGGUUUGGUACAGGCAAUGUCCCGCUCUCACCUUAUAUCUUGAUCGAUGGAAAAAAAUUGCGAAGUUCUUUGGCAUUAAGCAAAAAAAAGUUUCCCCGACGUGUGAGUUUUCCAACAAAUGACAAUCACUUGAUUACGGGAUAUCUGGAGCCGGCCAAUCCAUGGAAACUUGCUGAAAAUGUAAACUAUGAAGAUUUAAUCUCAGCAUACAGGCAAUCUUGUCUAAAACAUGAUUCACAUCCUUUGGAGACUGUUAUAAAACAACUUGAGAAUUUAGAAACAUUUGAAUUACGAAAUGAACAAUUAGAUUUAAAAGGGCAGACAUUGGAUGUUAAUCAUGCAGAACCAUUGGAGGAAAUUUUCAAAAGAGUUCAAUUUAAUAAAAUUAAUUUAGAAGCUACAUCUUUGAAUGAUGAGAGUUCUGUGAUAUUAUUUGAUAUGUUAGAAUAUUAUGAAUCUGCAAAACACUUGAAUAUUUCAUCUAAUCAAGGCAUUGGAAUUCAUGGUUGGGAAGCAUGUGCGAAUAUGAUAAGAAAGACCCAAUGUUUAGAACAUCUUGAAGCUAAGGAUGUAAUUCUUGAUGAACAAUACAUGAAUAUCUUAAAUCGUGCAUUACGAUUAGUCUGCCAUCUACAUGUGCUUAAAUUAGAAAAUUGUGGACUUUCAGGAAGAUCUAUCGUCACACUAGUUGCAGCAUUAAAAAUGAAUACUGGAAUAAGAGAACUUUACUUAGCUGAUAAUGGGCUGGAUCUAUAUGAUGCGAUACAGCUUGGUUCUCUUCUUAGAUUAAAUAAUCAUAUACAAUUACUUGAUAUUAGUAAUAAUGUCAUUCAAGAUGAUGGUGUACGUGAUAUCCUAGAAGGUCUCAUCAGUCAAAUAAACGAGGACAAAGAUGGUAAAGGUUUAAACAUAUUAGUAUUAUGGAAUAACCAACUGACAAAAAAAUCAUCUCCCUAUUUCGCACGUAUUAUAGCAUUAUCUAAAACAUUAGAAAUGUUGAACAUUGGAAAGAAUAUGUUCACUGAUGAAUUGUUAUUUGUUGUAAAAGAUGCAUUGAAAAAAAAUCGUAUUUUGUUACAAUUGGGAAUACAAUCAACUGAACUUACAUGUGAUGGAAUUGUUACAUUAUCUGAAAUUAUUGAAAUAAAUCAGGUUUUACAAAGGAUAGAUUUACGAAAUAAUAGCAUAGGAAUGACUGGAAUGACAGCUCUCAGUUCUGCUAUGAAAAAAAAUAGAAAUAUUACUAAAAUAGAUUUGGAUGAUAAACCUGACAUAAUAGAUGAUCUAAGCCAGAACUUGCGUCAAUACACGCAGCUUGUAGCUGAAAUUCGAAGCUGUUGUUUGAAAAACAAGCAAAAUCGAACAUUAGAAGAAAAUAGCGAAGGUUUUGAAAAUUCAUAUCAUAGCAGAUUUUGUAGUACAACCUCCCGUAAAAUUUCGCUCACUUGUCAAACAUUACCAUGUUCUUUAUCAUCCAUGAUUUCAAUACAAAAAGAUGAAUCUGGACGAUCAAUGCUUGAACCGAAACGUAUUAAUGGAGGUCGUCUUCGUUCCCCAGCCCCUAGUCCUGCUUCCUCACCUAUAGCCAGUCCAAUACUAAGUCCCUCACGAAGUCGGUUUGUGGUGUCCCGAGUUCCAGAAACGUUACGUUCUACAGAUUCCUCAGUAUCUUCGUCAUCAGUUGUUCUUUCAUCCCUUGGAUCAUCACCUACCUGUGUCACUUCUGCAAGUGGGUCAUCUAGAUUUCGUGUUUCAGUUGUUGAAUCAGCAAAUAUCGUAUCGUUACCUAAACCUGUUAUUACUACUACGGAGGCUGAUGUCACAAUUGAUUUAAGUUCGAAAGUUAAUAUUACAGAUUCGACUGAUUCAGAUGACUCUGAUAACGUAUUUGUAUCUGAAUCAGAAAUGAAUAAUGAUCAAACUAUCGAAAAUUUGCAAAGUACUUCGAACAACUUAUCUCAUCUAGUUUUAAAUAUGGUAGAAGAAACUUAUACACCAACAAUAUCUGGAUGUUCUAAUAUAGAAGAAUUAAAUACAAAUAAAUUUUUCAUUAAAGCAAAUGUUAGCACUCAGUCCAAUGAUAAUGUAAGUUCUAUUACUUUAGAACGCAAAGGAAAUAGUGAUGUACGAGACAAUCAAAUUAUUUCAACCCGAUCGGAAGAUGUUUCAGCGACAAGAAAUAUCGAGAAUGUAGAAAAUUGUUAUAACGAAGAUGAAAAAGAUAUAAAACCGUCUGCAACUACAGAUAAAAAUGAUGAAAGUUCUUACAUUACAAUAAGUGAUAAAUCAAUAAUUAGUAACAAAGGUUAUGGUGCAAUUAAUAAAGUAACAAAUACAUGUACGAAUGAAAGUGUAGAAUUGCAAUCACAAACAAAACAUGAUCCAAUACAAAAAAGUACUUCUAAUUUAGGAAAACUACUUUCGUUGUUUCAACAUUCUAGUUGUUUCUUUUCUGAUUCCACUUCUAUUAAUCAAUUAAAAAGUAAAAAUACAUUUCAAGAUAGCAUAAACAGCAUGAUGACUCUUGGAGAUAAAUUCCAUUAUUACAUAAAAGACAAAAAGGAUAGAAUUUAUAAUCGUGAAGCGGAAGAAUCCUCGAUAUCGCUAAAAAGUAAAUCAAAGUUUUUUAAUGUUUCUCAAUUGCCAAGUUUACAAAGUUUAGCAAACAUGAUUCCAUCAUUUAGAUUUGAGGGUACUUUAAAUGCUCCUGAACAAAGUAAUAAAUCUUGUUCUAAAGAAGUAAAUCUUUUAAUUGAAAAGGAUUGCAGAAGCGAUUCAACAGAUAUAGAACAAAAAUGUACUGAUCAUAGUAGUGAAAGUAAAAACUUAAAUGUUUAUUUAAAAGGACAAAAAUCUGUUUCCACUUUAGAUAAUCAAUUAUUAUCUGAAAGUAUAGAAUCAAAAUUUCCUGCUGGUGUUACUAACAAAGAUGUAGUAUUAGCUGCAAAUUGCAUUGUUUCAAAUAUAAUCGAUACUUGUUCUAAAAUUGUGAAUAAUAAUUUAUUAAUGCAUGUUUCAAAUAGUAACACAAUUGUACCUGUACCUAAAUUAAUAGGUAUACCUGAAUACUCUGCUUUAAAAGCAGCUACAAACGAUGUACAGAAACAAAAUAUAGCGGAAAUAUUAGAUAAAGUAGAUCCUAUACUAAUAAAAGAAACGAAUAAUGAAACUUUAACAGACAGUAUUAAUUUUACUAGUGAUAGCAACUCCUUGUCGUGUAGUAUAAUGUAUGAUGUAAGCAAUGAUAUGCAUACUGUACAUACACCUGACAGAAUGCACAAUUUAGUAAUAUUAAAUUUAAGUACAAAAGAUAAUGUUGAAAAUAAUUCUGCUUUUAGUGUAAAUAGUACAGAAAAUAAUAUGGCAUGUUUUGUAUGUAAUGAAAAAUGUGUUUGUAAUGUAAAUAAUAAAUCACUUGAAUGUUAUAAUACGUUGAAGGUAAAUGUAGAAACAAAUUGUUUAAACAAUGAAGUUACCAAAAUGUAUAGUAUUGACAGUAAUAGUGAUAAAAAUGUUUUUAUAAAUGUUCAUAAUAUGCCAACAAGCAAUGAAAUAGAAAAAAUAAAUAUAUGUCAUGUAAAUAAUAGUAGGAAUUGGAAAAGCGCAGUUGUAAAUACCACACCAGAAGCAAAGAUAUCAAAAGUAAAUUGUACGUAUAAAGAUACUAACUUCGAAUUUAGUGAUGGUAAUAAAGAUUCAUGUACUUCAGUACUUUAUAGAGAUGUAAGUACACCAAUAAAACGAAAAAUGACAGAACCAUCUGUUAUAAAAGAUGACAAAUAUUUCGAAAUAAGUAAUGUAAAUGAAAUGAAAAUUAAUAAUUCCAUUGUGGAAAAUACUAUGGAUAAUACGUUCAAACAUAUGAACAUAACUAUGUCUAUACCAAGGAUAUACUCUUGUAUGACAAACUUCAACAUGUUAAUUCUUAGAAAUCUUAUGCAUCACGUAGCAGAUAUCUCUAUCGAUGGGACUCCAAUCAAAAAAUUUUCAUUAAAUAUUACAACUAAUAAUUGGCCGAACAAAAUUAUUAAAGUAAAGACUUUAUUUUGUGAUCUAUCUCAGAUAUCUCAAUUGCCAAUGAAUGCCAUAGUUGAAAAACCAAGAAAUAUUCAUAAUGAUGAUGAAUUACUGAAAAUUAAGGAAAAUACUUCAUUGAAGCAAUGUACCGAAGAAAGUACGAGUUUUUACAAAGAACAGAAAUUCGAAGAAAAUGAGGCUUUUGGAAUUAUUUCCGAAUAUUCUUCAGUACCUGUAAUAGUUGACCCCAUUGUUUGUUCAAAAGAUGUGUCGUAUUUAAAAGGAAAUACUGAUAUGCUCAGUAACUUUGGAUCAAAUAUUGCUCAACAUUUAAAAUGCACAAAUUCAGAUGAUAUAAGUGAUACAACACAUCAAUAUUUAAAUGCAAUUAAAUGUGCAGUUGCCACAACUAUGUGUUCAACAGCUCCAGUGAACACAAAAGGCAAUACAACAGUUGACAUUAUUUCCGAUCAAAGUACUAAUAUUGCUGAGUCUUCAUCAGUAAUUCGUGCAACCAGAUUGGAUAUGGUAACUAUGAAUUCUGAACAAUCGGCAUGUCGCCGAAAACCAGGUGAAAACAGUGAUAUUGGAGGAACAGCUGAUCGAUAUAGAAAUAGAGAUAAUCAGAUUAAUCAAUGUAACAAUCAAAAUGGCCAAGCAAUUGACAAAUCCCCAAAUAGUCCAACAUAUCAUAUCACUGCCUCAUCUGCCGAAGGUACACCCAAUUAUCUUGUUUAUCAGAAAAUGGAAGCUAUUGUAGAAAAAAUGUCAAAUGAAGUUACAGGUAUUCCCGUAAAAACUGUAAAGAAUUUUAUGACAAAAACGCCUUCUGUCUUUACUGGUACUGAUUUAAUAUCAUGGAUGAUGAAGACCAUGGCUAUAGAUGAUCAAGAGGCACUUCAUGUGGCACAUCUUAUGGCAUCUCAUGGAUAUUUCUUCCCUAUUGAUGACCACUGCCUUACUGUAAAAAAUGAUAAUACUUUCUACAGGUUUCAAACACCAUACUUUUGGCCAUCAAAUUGUUGGGAACCAGAAAAUACUGAUUAUGCUGUUUAUUUAUGUAAACGAACAAUGCAAAACAAAACUCGUUUAGAAUUAGCAGAUUAUGAAGCUGAAAAUUUAGCUAGAUUACAAAAAAUAUUUUCAAGAAAAUGGGAAAUAAUUUUUAUGCAAGCAGAAGCGCAAAGUAAAGUCGACAAAAAACGAGAUAAAUUAGAAAGAAAGGUAUUGGAUAGUCAAGAAAGAGCUUUCUGGGAUGUAUUUAGACCAAUGCCUGGAUGCGUUGAUACGACAGAAUUGGAUAUUAAGAAAGCAUGUCGUACUUAUAAACCAAUUUCAAAGCUAAGCAAACAUUUACAAUUACGUAUAGCUAGUACCGACAUUCCAUCUCAUUCAAAAUCGUAUACAGCAUCUUCACUAGAAACAUUAAAUAAAGAGAUUGAAAUAUUAAAAGCUAGAUUAGAUAGAUCAAAUACUAAGGUUUCAAAAAUUUCUGAGGCUCUGAUUGCAUAUUUUGAGCAGUAUAUAGAGUAUGAUCCUUUUUUCAUACAACCUGAAUUCACAAAUCCAUGGGUAUCAGAUAAUUCAGAAAUGUGGGAGCAAGAAAAAUUAGCUAAAGAAAUAUCAACAAGAAGAGUAAAAAGGUGGGGUUUUAGUCUUCAAGAAUUGUUACAAGACCCUGUUGGUAGAGAACAAUUUAUACGUUUCUUGGAUAAAGAAUUCAGUGGUGAAAAUCUAAAAUUUUGGGAAGCUGUGCAAGAAUUGAAAACAUUACCUCAAAAAGAAGUUCAAAAUAAAGUGAACGAAAUUUGGAAUGAGUAUUUAGGUCCAGAUGCUAGUUGUCCAAUUAAUGUUGAUUGUCAGUCUUAUGAGAUAACAAAGAAGCAUUUACAGAAACCUGAUCGAUGGUGUUUCGACAUAACAGCGGCGCACGUUUAUCAUCUGAUGAAAAGCGAUAGUUACUCAAGAUAUCUUCGUUCGGAAAUGUAUAAGGAUUUUCUCAAUGGCUCGAAGAAAAAGACUUCAGUAAAAGGUAUUCGUUCUAUCGUAUCGUUCAGUGGACGCAGGGACACGGCUACGUCGUAAUCACCAG
Messenger RNA from Eufriesea mexicana, 6368 nucleotides. RefSeq lists its product as uncharacterized. Gene Ontology annotation, cellular component: cytoplasm; neuron projection. Gene Ontology annotation, molecular function: GTPase activator activity. The record is from RefSeq and is a predicted model, not a curated record. The transcript is spliced from 22 exons. NCBI's taxonomy places the organism in Eukaryota, Metazoa, Arthropoda, Insecta, Hymenoptera, Apidae. Gene Ontology annotation, biological process: positive regulation of GTPase activity; G protein-coupled receptor signaling pathway; intracellular signal transduction. The coding region runs from base 140 to 6361 and encodes 2073 amino acids.